UGAGCGCUGGUUUCUUUAAAUCUGUAUCUAUGCAGCUGUUUUAUUUUUAUUUUAUCAUUUUUAUAGAAACUGAUAUGGUGAAACUUUUGGAUUAAUAACACAUUCUUUUUAUUUAAAGGAAACGUUUUUAUGUAGAAACAUGGAGGCUGCUGAAGGUGUCAGUGGUGCCACGCCUACAGAGGAGAUGAAUGGAGCUGGAAACAUGAUGGACUUCCUGGAUGAGCCAUUCCCUGAUGUGGGCACCUAUGAAGACUUCCACACCAUCGACUGGCUGAGGGAGAAAUCCAGAGACACAGACCGACACCGCAAGAUCACCAGUAAGAGCAAAGAGUCGAUCUGGGAGCUGAUUAAGAGUCUUCUGGAUGCCUGGUCAGGUUGGGUGGUGAUGCUGCUCAUCGGGCUGCUCUCAGGUACACUGGCCGGCGUGAUCGACCUGGCAGUGGACUGGAUGACGGACCUGAAGGAGGGUGUGUGCCUGUCGGCGUUUUGGUACAGUCACGAGCAGUGUUGCUGGACAUUCAACGAGACCACUUUUGAUGACCGGGACAAGUGUCCUCAGUGGCAGAAGUGGGCAGAACUGAUGACUGGACAUGCUGAGGGGGCUGGAGCAUAUGUGCUGAACUACCUGCUGUAUAUUCUGUGGGCACUGCUCUUUUCCUUCCUCGCUGUGUCAUUGGUUCGAGUCUUUGCGCCGUACGCCUGUGGCUCAGGAAUACCAGAGAUAAAAACGAUCCUCAGUGGGUUCAUCAUCCGAGGCUACUUAGGGAAGUGGACUCUGCUCAUUAAGACGGUCACCCUGGUCCUAGCUGUGUCAUCUGGCCUUAGCCUAGGAAAGGAAGGGCCUUUGGUCCAUGUGGCAUGUUGUUGUGGAAACCUCUUCUGCAGCCUGUUCUCCAAGUACAGCAAGAAUGAAGGCAAGCGACGAGAGGUGUUGUCCGCAGCAGCAGCAGCUGGCGUGUCGGUGGCCUUUGGAGCGCCAAUCGGAGGAGUUUUGUUCAGCCUGGAGGAGGUCAGCUACUACUUCCCUCUAAAGACUCUGUGGCGCUCGUUCUUCGCCGCCCUGGUUGCUGCCUUCACCCUGCGAUCUAUCAACCCCUUCGGUAACAGCCGUCUGGUUCUGUUCUAUGUGGAGUACCACACUCCCUGGUACAUGGCUGAGCUGGUGCCGUUCAUCCUGCUGGGCGUGUUUGGUGGUCUCUGGGGGACCCUCUUCAUCCGGGCCAACAUUGCCUGGUGCAGACGGAGGAAGACCACACAGCUGGGGAAGUACCCGGUCCUGGAGGUCAUUGCUGUGACGGGUAUCACGGCUGUGCUGGCCUAUCCCAACCCGUACACCCGUCGCAGCACCAGUGAACUCAUCUCGGAGCUUUUCAACGAUUGCGGGGCGCUGGACUCCUCCCAGCUGUGUGACUACAUCAACAAUCCCAACAUGAGUCGACCUUUGGACGACAUCCCCGAUCGGCCGGCGGGCCCGGGAGUCUACAGCGCCCUCUGGCAGCUUGCUCUUGCACUCAUCUUCAAGAUUGUCAUCACCAUCUUCACCUUUGGCAUGAAGAUCCCAUCAGGUCUGUUCAUUCCCAGCAUGGCGGUGGGAGCCAUCGCAGGACGAAUUGUUGGCAUCGCUGUGGAGCAGAUGGCCUACCACCACCACGACUGGAUCAUCUUCAAGAACUGGUGCCGGCCCGGCGCUGAUUGUGUCACCCCUGGACUGUACGCCAUGGUGGGAGCCGCCGCCUGUCUGGGCGGUGUGACGAGGAUGACUGUCUCUCUGGUGGUCAUCAUGUUUGAACUCACUGGUGGUUUGGAGUACAUUGUCCCCUUGAUGGCUGCCGCUGUCACCAGUAAGUGGGUGGCAGACGCUUUUGGUAAAGAAGGUAUCUACGAGUCUCACAUCCAGCUGAACGGGUACCCAUACCUGGAUGUCCGAGACGAGUUCACCCACCGCACACUGGCUGCUGAUGUGAUGCGCCCGCGGAGGAAUGACCCCCCUCUGGCUGUUCUCACUCAAGACAGCACCACCGUGGAGGACGUGGAGACGCUGAUCAAAGACACUGACUAUAACGGCUUCCCGGUGGUUGUGUCCCGAGAAUCUGAGAGGCUUAUUGGCUUCGUCCAGCGCCGAGAUCUCACCCUUGCCAUCAAGAACGCCCGUCAAAAGCAAGACGGCGUGGUCAGCAGCUCUGUGGUCUAUUUCACAGAGGACGCGCCACAGCUGCCAGCCAGCAACCCCCAGCCCCUGAAGCUGCGGCGCACCCUGAACCUCAGUCCGUUCACGGUCACUGACCACACGCCCAUGGAGACUGUGGUGGACAUCUUCCGCAAGCUGGGGCUCCGCCAGUGUCUGGUCACCAGGAGCGGGCGUCUUCUGGGGAUCAUCACCAAGAAGGACGUGCUGCGUCACAUGGCACAGAUGAUGAACCAGGAUCCAGAGUCCAUCAUGUUCAACUAGCAGUAGGAGGAGCUUCAUUCUGGACUAAUGGUGUAACCAAUAAUGUUCCUGCAGCCUGUGAACCGGCCCGCCCCCUGUGUUUCAGUUCAUCUUCAAAUUUCUGACCUUCACACAGUCUGCAGACUGAACGGAGGCUGUGCAAAGUGCUGGCCACGCCUCUGAGGGUGGGGCUUAUAAUCACAGCGCCAAAUGCUUGUCGCCACUGUUGUAACACCUUUUUUCAUCAUCAGGGUUUAAAGGUAACUCAUCAAACAGUGUGAACACUGGAAUCUGUGUGUUUGGUUGUUGAAUUUUCCUUUUGUGAAUAAAUCUGUCAUCAGAAACGUCUGAAAUAUGAGAGCGUAGCGUAGCGUGAUUUAUAAACAAACAAACAAAUUAACAUCAACAAACUGAUUUAAAAACUAAAAAAAAUAUACAGAAAGAAUGAAAAAUCUGACUCCAUGUGAAGACAAACUGUGUCCAGAAACAUCCAUCAGUUCUUCCACUCUAUUGAAAAACCUUUUCUACUAUCCAGAUCACCGUGUGUUUGUUUGUUUGUUUGUUUGUUUGUGCAGAUUGUCUGGAAAA
This is a messenger RNA of Thalassophryne amazonica, 3016 nucleotides long. RefSeq names its product H(+)/Cl(-) exchange transporter 4. NCBI's taxonomy places the organism in Eukaryota, Metazoa, Chordata, Actinopteri, Batrachoidiformes, Batrachoididae. Gene Ontology annotation, cellular component: membrane; synaptic vesicle; early endosome. Gene Ontology annotation, biological process: chloride transport; transmembrane transport. Gene Ontology annotation, molecular function: voltage-gated chloride channel activity. The transcript is spliced from 13 exons. The record is from RefSeq and is a predicted model, not a curated record. The coding region runs from base 140 to 2449 and encodes 769 amino acids.